This is a messenger RNA of Vigna angularis (adzuki bean), 2515 nucleotides long. RefSeq names its product probable methyltransferase PMT16. Bases 371 to 2263 code for a protein of 630 amino acids. The transcript has 6 exons. The record is from RefSeq and is a predicted model, not a curated record. Gene Ontology annotation, cellular component: trans-Golgi network; endosome; cytoplasm. Lineage: Eukaryota; Viridiplantae; Streptophyta; Magnoliopsida; Fabales; Fabaceae. Gene Ontology annotation, molecular function: methyltransferase activity.
CAUCAAACUUCGAAAAAAUUCUUAUGAGACUCACUUUAUGGUAUGAGAUUCAUGUGAACCAGUUGUAAGAAUUUAUGGUCAUGAAAUUGUAGUCAAAGAUGCAUUUCAUGGUGAGUAAGGUUUCUUGACAUUUUCCAAACAACGUUGAAAUGCUUCAGCAAUUAUUAUUUUACAUCACCAUUGGUGAAAACAAAUUCUUUCACUCUUCUCCAAAUCAGGUCCCACUUCUGAAUCCUCAAAGCACCAUGCCAUUCCAUUCUGCUAUGUAAUCCAUCUCUUCCACUUCAUUCAAUACUUAUACCCCCACACUCCACAAUACGCUCACUUUCUCACACCCAAAUCACUGAUUCUUCUUCUUACAAACACCACCAUGCCCAGUGGUGAUUCAACUUCACCCUACCAUCCCACGACCAAACCCUCCAAACCAAACACUCACUGCAAGAAAACGAAUCUCUAUUCCCUGGUCGCACUCCUCUGCAUUUUCUCAUACACCUUCGGUGCGUACCAGCAAACCUCAAAAACCACACAACCCAUAACAACACUUUCAACAAAACCAUGUUUCCAUAGCGUUCCCUCCACCUCCCACUUAGAUUUCUCCUCUCACCACAACGCCACCGCCGCCUCUCUCCCUCUUCCCACUUCCACAUUUCGCUACCCUCCCUGCGACGUCUCGCUCAGCGAGUACACCCCAUGCGAGGACCACGCCCGCUCCCUCCGCUACUCGCGCCACAAGAUGGUGUACCGCGAGCGCCACUGUCCGACGAAGACCGAGGCUCUCAAGUGCCGUGUCCCCGCGCCGCACGGCUACCGUAACCCCUUCCCGUGGCCGGCCAGCCGCGACGUCGCGUGGUACGCCAACGUGCCGCACCGCGAACUCACCGUCGAGAAGGCCGUGCAGAACUGGAUCCGCUUCAACGGCGAUCGCUUCCACUUCCCCGGCGGCGGCACAAUGUUCCCCGACGGCGCCGACAAGUACAUUGACGACAUUGGGAAGUUAGUUAGCCUCCGCGACGGUACGGUGAGGACCGCCGUCGAUACUGGCUGUGGGGUUGCUAGUUGGGGAGCCUAUCUCCUGUCACGUGACAUCAUAACAGUAUCAAUUGCACCAAGGGACACCCAUGAAGCACAAGUUCAGUUUGCUCUUGAAAGAGGGGUUCCUGCAUUAAUUGGAGUACUAGCCUCAAAGAGGUUGCCUUUUCCUUCCAGAGCCUUUGACAUGGCACAUUGUUCACGAUGCCUCAUUCCAUGGGCUGAAUACGACGGGCUUUAUCUAAAUGAAAUUGAUCGAAUUCUAAGACCCGGUGGGUAUUGGAUUCUAUCUGGGCCACCAAUUCGUUGGAAGAAACAUUGGAAAGGAUGGGAAAGAACAAAAGAGGAUUUGAAUGAAGAGCAGACCAAAAUUGAGAAUGUAGCUAAAAGCCUGUGCUGGAACAAGCUAGUGGAGAAGGAUGACAUAGCCAUUUGGCAGAAAGCCAAAAACCAUUUGGAAUGCAAAGCGAAUCGCAAGCUCACUCAUAACCGACCUUUCUGCAAGGCACAGGAUAACCCUGACAAGGCCUGGUACACUGAUAUCCAAACAUGUUUGAGUCCUCUGCCUGAUGUAUCCAGCAAAGAAGAAACUGCAGGUGGGGCAUUGAAAAACUGGCCUGACAGACUAAAAGCCACCCCACCAAGGAUUUCUAAGGGGACCAUAAAGGGUAUUUCCCCCGAAAUUUUCUCAAAUGAUAACAAGCUGUGGAAGAAAAGGGUAUCAUAUUAUAAGAAUGUUAAUAAUCAGCUAGGAAAAGCUGGGAGGUAUCGCAACCUUUUAGACAUGAAUGCUUACUUGGGUGGAUUUGCUGCUGCUCUGAUAGAUUCCCCUGUCUGGGUCAUGAAUGUGGUUCCUGUUCAGGCCAAGGUUGACACACUUGGUGCAAUAUAUGAAAGGGGGUUGAUUGGAACAUACCAUAAUUGGUGUGAAGCAAUGUCUACUUAUCCCAGAACUUAUGACUUAAUUCAUGCUGAUUCGGUGUUCAGCCUGUACAGGAAUAGAUGUGAAUUGGAAGACAUACUGCUGGAGAUGGAUAGGAUUCUUAGACCAGAGGGAAGUGUAAUAAUUCGAGAUGAUGUUGAUAUAUUGGUAAAGGUAAAGGGUAUAGUGAAUGGCAUGGAUUGGAACUGUCAAAUUGUGGACCAUGAAGAUGGCCCUCUUGAAAGAGAGAAACUUUUAUUUGCUGUCAAAAACUAUUGGACAUCUCCACUUCAUCCCCACAAGAAUAGUUAAAUACAUAGUUUUAGCCAUUUAGAUGCGCCUUUUAUCAGUUUAUCUCCUUUGUUGUAAUUUUUACCUUUUCUUUUCUUUUGGGGCUCGUGCUUGCAUAUUUUGAUAUUUAGUUGAUUCACUUUUUAACUUCUCACAAGUUAGCUUCACGAGAAAGCUGUUUCAUUAUAUUUGAAGCUUUUUCCUAUAAUUGUAACUAUGGAGACUUGUAUUUUAAAAUUGAAGUCAUGUUAAAAAAAUUAUUUUUAAUAUUUA